Gongylonema pulchrum is the source of this 211-nucleotide messenger RNA. Lineage: Eukaryota; Metazoa; Nematoda; Chromadorea; Rhabditida; Gongylonematidae. The record is from the annotation of a GenBank genome assembly.
CAUACAAAAUCUCGGCUGGAACGGCUGCAAAAGUUGGUCAAUUUCCGUGGGCUGUUGCGCUAACAACCAUGAGUCGGGAGGAGUAUAACUAUUGUGGCGGAACAAUCAUUUCAGCACGACACAUUCUCACUGCUGCACACUGUAUUAUGGACUAUGAAAGCGAUCGCCUGCCUUGCACGUCCGUUUUUUGUGAUUUUCUGGAAAACUAGCA